AUUCUUCAAGUGGAUUUACCACAAGGCCAACGGCGAACAACCGGUUCGGACCACCGGUACCGCACCACGAUCUGACAUCCAACAUCCUUCUUCCCUUGAUGCAUCCACCACCAUCGCUCUCCCAGAACGGUUCCCUCGUUACUCGCCUCCAGAAAUAUCACUCACUUUUGAUUCGUUUCCAUCAUGUUCUUUGGAAAUAUCGUCUUGGAUAUCUUUGCCUUGGGUGCCGGUGCUGCUGUUCUGGUUGGUUGCGCGAUUUGUCGAAGCGCACCCGAUAAUGACAACAACCAUUCUCCACAGGAGAGUCGGCAACAACCAGCGACGCGACAAAGUACCGAGAGAAUCGCAUGCGAAGGAAGCAAUGGUCUCGUUGCUGCAUCGGUGGUCAAGCCCAGUCCAGAUUUCAAGGUUGGCAUUGGGAUAGCUCAUGACAAACGGCAAAGGAAGAUUAUCAACUCCUUGACUGGCUUGUUCGCCCAGACCAACCUGAAGAGGGGCAUGUUAGUUCUGCAAAUCAAUGGCGUUCACGUGGAACGAUUGCCUCUCAAAGAGGUUGCCGGUAUCAUUUCCAACGCUCAACACUCCGUGACGGUCUUGGCCAAAGAGCCGCCAGAUUCGGAACGGUACUUGGCCGUGGCCGUGGUCAAACCUACCCCAACCGCAAAAGUGGGAUUGUCCCUGGCAAGAUGCAGGGAUGGGAAUGUGAAAGUGAGCAGAUUGAAUGGACUGUUUGCCGAAACGGAUCUGCAAGUGGGUAUGAAAAUUCUACAAGUCAAUGGAGUGGAUGUGGAUGGGAUGGAGUUGAAAGAUGUGCUCAACCUUAUUUCGUGGGCACAAGGUACCGUUACAGUUUUGGCCAAGAGACUGAGUGAUCCUAUUGCCGUUGCCGUGCAGGACGAGCCUGAGUUCAACGUGGCUUCUCUCAAUAAGGCAGAGGAAGAAGAAUUCACUAGCCGCACCAUGGACAUGAGCUUGGUCGACCCAGAGCUGGGUGAAAUACCAAAGAUCAGUGCAGCCAAUGGUUCUUCAGAAGGGUUGGCCGCCGAGUUGGAAGGCAACCAAUCGUCACAGAGAUCCCUGGAUGUUUAG
Messenger RNA from Seminavis robusta, 1089 nucleotides. The record is from the annotation of a GenBank genome assembly. Lineage: Eukaryota; Bacillariophyta; Bacillariophyceae; Naviculales; Naviculaceae.